ACAUCGUUUAUCUGCAUCCACGUGCUAGAAAAUAAGGUUAUGUUACGCGUGACGAAGGUAACAAAUACAUACUGGGUUAUUAUUUCGGAAUUUAUUACAAUGAAUUUUAAUCUUUAAAUGUUUAUAACUGUUUUAUGAUUGUUAAUAAUGGCAUACCCAAAUAAACGGUAAAGCAGUUUGCUAAAUUUAUUUGAUAAAAUACUAUAAUUACAUCUAUAUUACAAUUUUUAAAAACUGUAAAAGUACAUAUUUUAAAACCAAUAUUGUUCAUUUAUGAAUAAACAUUAACAAUAAUAAUCAAACUGGUAACUUUUAAUUAUCUAAAACCAUAAAGGCUUUCAACAUUUUUAAAUCAUGACUCGAUAUGCAAGAGCUAAAGGUUCAAAAGCUUCAAAUGAAAAAAUACCCAAUGAAGCUACACCAUGGCAUGUAAUGAAACAACAAUUAAUUGAAAAUUUAUCAAAAAAACAAGAAUCUACUGGAGAAACAAAAACUGUUAAAGAAUUGCUGGGUGACACACAAAAUACAACUACUACUAAUAAUGUUGAAAAUGCUAAUAGUUCAUGGGCAGAAUUUCCAAACAAUUCUGAAAUAAAACAUAAUGUAAUGAUGCAAAAAGUACAGAAAAAGCAGAAGACUAUUAGCAAAGAUAACCCUGUAGGAGAAAUAAAAAGUAAGGAACACCAAGAAGAUGUAUAUCAAUAUAAUACAAAUAACAAUAAGAAAAGAAAAAAGGAUAAACGCAAUACAUUGGAAAUUAAGGAAAAUAAUAUUGAUGCAGUAAUCAAUAUGAAUGAAUCACAAAAUGAAAACAAUAUACCUUCCAAACGCCAAAAACGCAAUACAAAGAAAAGAAAUUUGAAUGAAAGUGUAUCCAAAACCACAGAAAAUGAUAAUAAUGAUAGUAUCGAACCAAAAAAUACAAAUAAUAACAAGAAUGGAAAUGAAGAAAUUAAUAAACCACAAAAAAGUUUUAAUAAAAACUUUCCAAUUAAAUCACAGAACUUUAAGAAUACUCCAAAUAAGUUUGGUAUGAAAAAGAUUAACAAUCAGAAAAGGAAGAGGAAACCACCUAAAAUUCGGGAUGAUAAGGAACACAAAAGAAGAAAACCAGACGUAGCCUCUUCAAAAAUAACCAUUAAUGGUGUGGAAUUAGAAAUUGUGAAAUUUGACGGGUUUCCAGUGAAAAAAGAAGAUGCAGAUAGACUAAGUGAUUUAAAGCAGAAAAUGAUCAUGAAAGGUAUUCCACAAAAAGAAAUAAAUGCAGCAAUGAAACUGGAAAGGAGAAAAGCUGAAAAAGCACUAGCUAGAAUUAGAAAAUGUGUAUGUUUUCAUUGUCGUAAAUCUGGACAUAAUUUAUCUGAUUGUCCUGAACUUGGAUCAGAACAAGCAGGAACUGGAAUCUGUUUUAAAUGUGGAUCAACAGAACAUACUCAUUUCGAGUGUAAAGUAGCUAAGCCAAUGGAAUUCAGAUAUGCAACUUGUUUUAUUUGUCGUGAACAAGGACACAUUGCUAAACAAUGCCCCGAUAAUCCUAAAGGAAUUUAUCCUCAAGGAGGAGCUUGUAAAAUUUGUGGAGAUGUUACACAUUUGAAGAAGGACUGUCCGGAUUUGAUUAAAGAAAAGGAAGAAAAUACCAUUACAGUAAAUACAAUUGCAAAUGGUAAUUUAGAAUCCCUAGGAGGGGACGUAAAUAGCAUAGACGAAAAAGAUAAUAAAAAGACUAAAAAAAUAGUGAAAUUUUAAUAAGCACUUAAAAUAGAAAUAAAUACACGUAUUUUUAUGUAUAAUGUAAACUUUUUGUAUAUAAUUCAAUGCUUGCUAUGUAAAUGUAAGAUUUAUUGAAAGGUACAUGUGUCCGACAUGUAUAUACAUACAUUAUCUUCAUACAUAUACUUUAACAUUAUGUAAACCACCAUCAUGAAAAAUCUGAUAUCAAAUAACAUAUAAUAAGAUUACAAUUUAUGUAUUAUCUAUUUACAUUAUAUUGGAAUUUUUAAAUCAAUUAAAACUUUUUACAUAUUAAUUGUACACUGUGAUCAUGAAAUUAUUUAUUCAUUUAAAUAAAUUUUUCUAAGUUAAAGGAAUAAAUUAUUUAUUAAACUCUAUGAUAUCAGAUUUUUUUCUCCCUAUGUACAGAGGACAAACUAUAAAGAUAUACGUAGAUAUACAAAUAUUAUCUGUACAUAGUAGUAGUUUCUUAUACAUAUAUCAGCAUCAUUUGCAAAAUUUGUAAUGUUAAUUUUAAAUUUAUAUUUCUAUAUUUAAUCUGUUAUACAAAUGACAUGUAACAAAUAGAAACAUACGAUUAAUUUUUCA
Molecule: messenger RNA, 2319 nt
Organism: Bombus terrestris (buff-tailed bumblebee)
Lineage: Eukaryota; Metazoa; Arthropoda; Insecta; Hymenoptera; Apidae
Exons: 2
Coding region: 355-1746 (463 amino acids)
Molecular function (GO): zinc ion binding; nucleic acid binding
Source: RefSeq, a predicted model, not a curated record